Messenger RNA from Chelonia mydas (Green sea turtle), 1214 nucleotides. RefSeq names its product ubiquitin-like protein FUBI. The transcript has a single exon. Gene Ontology annotation, cellular component: cytosolic small ribosomal subunit; ribosome. The record is from RefSeq and is a predicted model, not a curated record. Lineage: Eukaryota; Metazoa; Chordata; Testudines; Cheloniidae. Gene Ontology annotation, molecular function: structural constituent of ribosome; protein binding. Bases 770 to 1180 code for a protein of 136 amino acids. Gene Ontology annotation, biological process: translation.
UACCUUUCAUUCAGACUUUAACCCAAUUCAUGGGAUGCCAACAACCCUUGUUAUGUCUGGAGGAGUAUGGAGUGUGUGAUGUUUCACUUAUUAUUAUUCAUAGAAAUAUGCUUAUGAUAUGAAUAUGACAUAACAGAUAUAAGUUAUGCAAGAUGGCUCAUAUGAGAUAUCACUGGAAAGGUAUUGAUUUACUGAAUGUGAUUAUCCAAUUUGUAUGCCUGUAUCAUUUCUGUAUCUGAAGAUAGGACUAUUAACUAUGUAUCUGUAUUUCAAAUGUGUUACUUUGGAUGUCACCCCCAACCAGCGCUUCAGGUACAACAAUGGAAAAGCCAGACAGGCCAAAUGGGUCAUUAGUAGAGACAAUGGACUGUGAAAGAGCUUGGUCUUCCUUUGGACUCUGGAGACAGCCUAUGAGACUUGGGUCCAAGUCACCUAGUACUGGAUACCCCUCUUACCCUUUUGGAAUGCCAGUGGUUUUCCGCUAGAAGACAAAGGGUUCCCGCCUUACACAAGAGCUAUGUAAGAGGGGAGUGACAUCAUCAUGGUUCUCCUCUGCCUCCCCACCCUAAGAGACACUGAAAAAAGACCUGGAAGCAAGAGAACUGUGGGGAGAAGGGUUGAGCCCAAGCUGGAAAGGCGUCUAGCUUGUGAGUACUGUAAUAAUACCUGAGGUCUCAAGAGGGAGACCAGUGCAGCUGACUUUCAAGACUUUCUUUCUCUUUUUGGCUCCAUCCUGUAUGGUGGCUGCGUUUCCUGCGUAGCUGGAACUAUGCAGCUGUUCUUCUGUGCUCAGAACCUGCACACCUUUGAGGUGUCUGGACAGGAAACAGUCGCUCACAUUAAGGCUCGCAUUGAGUCCCUGGAGGGCAUUGCACCUGAGGAUCAGGUGGUUCUCUUGGGUGGAACUCCCUUGGAGGAUGGAUCUCUCAUUAGGCAACGUGGCAUCAGCGAGCUUACCACCUUGGAGGUGGCUGCUCGCAUGCUGGGUGGUAAGGUCCAUGGCUUGCUGGCUUGUGCUGGGAAGGUGGGAGACCAGACUCCCAAGGUUGCCAAGCAAGAGAAGAAGAAGAAGAAGAAGAAGAAAACUGGCCAUGCCAAGAGAUGCAUGCAGUACAACAGGCACUUUGUCAAUAUUGUGCCGGGCUUUGGCAAGAAGAAGGGCCCCUAUGCUAACUCCUAAAUGGCACACCUCACCCAAUAAAGCAGAUGUCACC